AUGAGAGAAGCGGGUAUAGCCCUUCUUAUGGUGCUGUUACAAAAUGAACAAUCAGUUUUGGCAGCCACUUUGCCCCAUUUAUCUUUUGCUGUCGAAAAAGUAUGGCCCAAAAGCCUUGAGGAUUACGUUCGUGCUGCAGUUUACCUCUCAGCCACUCUUCACUCUCCCCAAGCAAAUCCAUGUUGGGGCUGUCGUCGAAGAGAACUUGCCCUAGGGGUUCUACACGAUGUCCCAUCCAUCUUAUUCACGAAUGGAUCAUCCGCCUUGCGUCUACAACCGCUCUUGUCGGAUCGUAAGCAUACCAUCACAGGUACCUUUGCACUGGGCAAUACCCCUCUACGGUUAUGUAAUGCCAGUGAUUGUCACUUUGACAUUGGCAACGAACUCCUUUAUUGUGAUAGUUUUAUCGCAUAA
This is a messenger RNA of Cylicocyclus nassatus, 414 nucleotides long. The record is from the annotation of a GenBank genome assembly. Lineage: Eukaryota; Metazoa; Nematoda; Chromadorea; Rhabditida; Strongylidae.